Molecule: messenger RNA, 238 nt
Organism: Gloeophyllum trabeum ATCC 11539
Lineage: Eukaryota; Fungi; Basidiomycota; Agaricomycetes; Gloeophyllales; Gloeophyllaceae
Exons: 1
Coding region: 15-191 (58 amino acids)
Source: RefSeq, a predicted model, not a curated record
UUCGGUUUGUAAUCAUGAGUUUUGAUCAAGUUUGGCGAGGAAGGUACCAUACUAAUAGCGUCCGUAUCGCGCCACCCUGGAUCAAGCAACCCGAAAGCUGUAAGUCUAUGUUACAUAUUAUGUCGUACUCCCCUCCAACCCAUAUACAAUCCAAUAACUUAAGCAAGAACAAGUACACACAACACAAGUAGCUGUCAUCGACCGCCCUUGAUCAGCCCCGCGCCGGUGACACGGUCCC